This is a messenger RNA of Penicillium nucicola, 807 nucleotides long. RefSeq lists its product as uncharacterized. Gene Ontology annotation, cellular component: Golgi to plasma membrane transport vesicle; cell tip. The record is from RefSeq and is a predicted model, not a curated record. Gene Ontology annotation, biological process: exocytosis. Bases 1 to 807 code for a protein of 268 amino acids. NCBI's taxonomy places the organism in Eukaryota, Fungi, Ascomycota, Eurotiomycetes, Eurotiales, Aspergillaceae. The transcript has 3 exons. Gene Ontology annotation, molecular function: guanyl-nucleotide exchange factor activity.
AUGUCGGCUACGACCACUUCCACGCUCACCACCACCACACUUGUUGGAACGAUGAAGGGGGUCGGGAUCUCUGAAAAACAAUGCCCCAUGUGCUGGGGGGAAGGACUAUAUGAUUCUGGAGCUCAGGAUCGAAUCCACGAGUUGGAGGGGCAGCUGCAUAUGUUGACAGCUCGCGCUUCGGCGACAGCAACAAAACUCACCGAAUAUGAAGACGAACUCCGACGCCUACGCCCUCAAUCUCAAAAUCAAAACUACGCAACACCACAUCAACCCCGACCAACAACCUCACCCGAAACAUCAACAUCAACAACAGCAACCUACCACAGCCGCCUAGCUACCCUCACCUCCCUCCUUCCUUACCGUCGCAGUAGCGCAACACCAACCGCCACCAGCACGACCGUCCCCGCAGCCCCAACACCACCACCAACCUCCUCCUCAGUCCCACCCCCAGCCACACCAACCCUCCCACACCACACCAACCACCACCACCCCGCGCCCGUGUCCGCCUCCCCAGCCAGCAGCGACAACACCUCCGAACUCCAAGACGCUCUCGAACGCGAACAAGGCCUGCGCAAAGCGGCCGAAAGCCAGUUGUCGCAGGCGAGCACGGAGCUGGAGGAGUUGACCGUGCAAUUGUUCAGCCAGGCGAACGAGAUGGUUGCGCAGGAACGCAAGGCGCGCGCCAAGCUGGAGGAGAGGAUUGCUGUACUGGAGCGGAGGGAUGUAGAGAAGAGAUCUCGACUGGAAAAGUUGGAAAAUGCUAUGGCUAGAGUUGAGCGGUUGAGGGCUUUGGUUAAUCGAUGUUAG